AGCUAAUGUUUGCAAGAAAACAUGGUCAGUUAAGGAGAGAUAUAAGGCGAAAUGUAAAUUCUGGAAAUGGGGCCGGUGUACAAGAUACAGAACCAUUUAUAAAUCUGAACUGUACUGUUGUCCUGGAUACAGAAGCGAACCAGAUGAUCCCACAUCCUGCAAAUACGCUAUUUGUGAUGAUAAAACAGAUUACGGUGGGGCCGCCUGCACAUUGCGUUACUCUGAUGAUGGAAUUUUGAAGCGGAACCAUCCACUGGUGCGUGACAGUGGGGGAAAGUGCUCCUCCCUGGAGAAGUGUACAAGUUGUAAUGAUGGCUUCUAUGCAGACGGACCUUAUUGUAAAAUUUGUCCUCCUAUUGCAAAUUGCAACCACAGGAAUUGUACCUCCCCGGGGGAUAACAUCUGCGUUUACUGUGAGGGGGAGGUGCUGGAGAGGGAUUAUUACAGGGCUUACACACCAGUCCCCAGUCAGAAAAAGAAAUGUGAAAAGGCCUGUUCCUGGAGAUCGGACAGUACGAGGUGUUACCCUGGGACCUGUACUGACGGCCUGGCCUCCAAGUGUCAAUGUACCCCGGGCUUCGAGGGCCAACACUGUGAAAAAAUUGUAACAGAGGCCUCAAUCAUGGAGAACGAGUGUAAAUUAGAAGAUCCGACAGGGAGGACCUUGGGAAACCCUGCCGAUUUGAGCGAGGGUCCUCCCCAGCCCACCCGCUGGACCAACAAUGUAACCUGGACCAGGGCAGUCAUAAAAUGGGACGCCUUCUUAAAGACUCCAGGAGACCCUCCUAUUAUCGAGGGAUUAGAUCAUUACGUCACUGACUUUAGAUAUGGAAUUAAAUUCGCAUCUACUAAAUUGCUUCAAUAUAGGCGGGGAAGUAAAAUUUGUGAGCUGAUUCACAUUUGUGAGGGAGUGUCAGAAAGAGCUCCAAACACUACAUCGUUUUUAUGCAAAAAAACCUUUGACAAUCAAGGACACCCAUUGCUGGAUUUGAAACACAAUGAUCAAUUAAUAUUCUAUCUCCAAGCCACAACAGGAGGUUACAUAAAAGUGAAAAACCGAGAGGCCAAUAACAAGAUAGAUUACCAUCCUUUAGUGGGCAAGACAACAGAGAGAGAGUUUAAAUACCACUGGGACUUGGAGAAGCCUUAUCAUAAUUUAGUUAAAGGUGUUGAUAAUCCACCAUUCCUAAGUGUUCCAGAUUUAACAGAAAAUCCAACAGUUGACAUGACAUGGGGAGGCUGGACAGAUGAUUUGUCAGGGCUGGAGAAGUACCAGUAUGAAGUGUAUGAGCUAGGGCAUGAUGGGAAACUGUUAGGAGAGAAGCAGGGAAAGAUAAUCAAAAUGCCAACUGAUAUAGCACUUAAUGCUACAGGGGAAUCCUUUGACUUGCCAGCACCAGGGAUGUACUCUAUUCAUUUCUCAGCAUUUGACAAAGCAGGAAACCACAAAACUGGAAGAAAAGUCCUACUCUAUGACAACAUUUCUAAUGUUACCACCAACCCGACAAAGGUCACAAGGGUCACCACAGCUACCAAGGAAACAAAUUAUGUAUGGGUUACCAAGGAUACCAGUUAUGUGGAUGUAAUGUGGAAGGACAGAUUUCGUAAUUAUCACCAUGAGGACAAGCGAUGGCUAAACAGAGUGGCAUCAGCUACAGCAGUGGAAUCAAAAUACGAUGAUCAUUAUGGAGAAAGACAAAGCAAGCAGAUUGCAAAUGUUCAUGCAUUGGUGGAUUUCAAAGUGGCAUACAAUGUUACUGAUUCAACUAGUACUGUGGACUCCCAAGAUUUCACAUCAGUGCCCUCUAUCUUUAACCAAGGUGACCAGCUUAAUUUACCGUGGACAGAUGGUAACAAGCUGGAGGUAACUGUGCGUGCAAUAGACGUGCUGGGUAAAUAUUUAGAUGAAUCAAUCACGGUUUACAGGGAUGCGUCGCCGCCUCACAUCGAGGAUUUGUGGCUGACGCGUGGAGAUAGAUUGAAUGUCAGUGUUCAUAGAAUCGAAGACUUUAAGGAAAUGACGAUAGAGUGGAUUGCAUAUGACCAUCACAGUGGACUGAACAACAUUGCCUGGAGAUUGUUUGAUAACGUCACAGGGAUAGAUGUACUGCAUGGGCAGGAGGAUAUCCCAGCUCAAGGAAUGGCCAAUGACACACAAGAUUGUGAAUCAAAAUAUGGAAGCUAUGCUAGAGGAGCUAACUGUUACGAAACUCCAUUCUGGGGAGCCUACCAUAAACACUUUCAGGUGAAACCAAUAAUAGCAUCAAACGGUGGACUGAUAGACGGAAAACAUAAAGGUGUGCAUGAUUCUGAUUAUUACCUGGAGGUGACCGCCACUAACAAGGCCAAACUGACCACCAUACUGUCCAAGAAGAUAACAAUAGACACUUCCCCUCCCCACACAGGGGUGGUGGAGGAUGGGAUACCAGGAAGGGAGGAGGUGGACUACCAGCAGAGUAAGACCCUGACCGCCCACUGGGAAGGCUUCUUUGACAGGGAGAGUGGGGUGCUCUUCUACCAGUAUGGAUAUGACAACAAAACUCUCACUGCCUCAGACUUUUCUCUGGAGGCCAGUGGAAAUGGAAAGAUUUUUGAGACCUACUCGAUGCAUGCCACCCACACUGUGACUACAGAGGGACUGUAUUACAUCUGUGUUGUGGCCUAUAACCGCGCUCUAGAGCCCUCGGAACCUGUGUGUUCAGACGGAGUGACGGUUACUACAGCAGUGCCAUCUGUACAGGAAGUGAACAUAGAGGGAGCCACAACCACUGGGGGACUCGUUACAGACGGAAAAGACUUCUGGAUUGUUAGCAGUAACAGAUUCCGCAGGCUAAUCAAAGAUCCCACACCAGACUGCAAUUCCAAGGCUACAGUUUUAUCUGACCUUGACCUUUUGCCUGCUGAGCACCAUGACAACGGUACAUUUGUGACAGUAAAUGGCAGUGUGUUUUGUGCUAACUCAACAGGAUCACCUGCUAAACUAAGUCCCACAUUAUCUAAAUCAUCUCGGCUGUUUUUGAGUUGGCUACCAGUUGCUAACCCUGGCAGUGUCCAUGACUAUGAAGUGGGAUUUUCUUCGACAGCAGGGAGCCCUGCCCCAGACAUCAUGGCCUUCAGAAGAACCAAACAGCACCCCCACAUCCACGUGCACCACACUGACGUACCAGAUGGGUCCGAGUUUUACAUCAUCAUCAAAACGAUCAGCAAAGCAAACGUGGAGGGAACCCAGUCCAUUGGUCCCUGUUUUAUGGACACCACACCUCCAGUGUUUACAGGACCUAUCAGUGUCACUCACUCAAAUGGAUUCCUUAUUGCAUCAUGGGGACCUGGUGCUUUUGCUGAUGCCCAGGAGCCAAACCAACUGAAGCUAGAAUUUGCUAUUGGACACAUGCCAAGACAAACAGAUGUGCAGUCCCACAUUCCACUUCAGAGUGGUGGAUCUUGUGUGGUGGGAAACCCUCCGACCUGUACAGCCAUUGGUGUGUCAGACACAGAGUGGAGAUUUCAUGGCCAUCAGAAGUACUACGUCACUGUCAAGGCAGAGAACUCAGCUGGACUCUCAACAUAUGCCGUAGCUGAUCCUUAUGUUCAUGAUGUACAGCUGGCUACCAAGGGAGUGGUGUUUGAUAUCCAGGCAUCUAAUCUAGGUCAAAUGCCUUUCACUGAUAUAGAGGAUGUAGAUUUCACCACAACGAAAGACAGCCUGACGGCGCACUGGGAGGGCUUCUUUCACCCCCACCUCAACGUGACCUACAAGUACCAGGCAGGAACCACUCCAGGUGGUACAGAUGUGGUGCCUUCUGUAGAUGUGGGGUCUGUGGAUUCUCAUUCUGCUACUGGUCUUAGUCUAGAGAAUUUCAAGACUUACUAUGUGACAGUAACAGCAGUGACCUUGUCAGGCAGUGUGACCAUGACCUCUGAUGGGGUCACAGUCGUUCAGGAGGGUGCUGUGUUAUCUGGGAUAGAUAUCAAUGAUGGAGAGCCCUGUACCAUGACAGUUGACAAUGGUACUAUGUUUAAACACCAUUAUGAG
This is a messenger RNA of Saccostrea cuccullata (small rock oyster), 4033 nucleotides long. RefSeq lists its product as uncharacterized. The annotation marks the transcript as partial. The record is from RefSeq and is a predicted model, not a curated record. Lineage: Eukaryota; Metazoa; Mollusca; Bivalvia; Ostreida; Ostreidae. Gene Ontology annotation, molecular function: protein binding. The transcript is spliced from 23 exons.